UGAGAAGAGCGAGCGAGAGAGCGAGCGAGCGCGGCGCUCCCGGGCCGGCCCGGCCCCCUCCCCUCACCAUCGCCGGCCCUCCGCCGCCUUUCUCCGCUUCCACCUUUUCUCCUCCCCCCCCAAGUUGAGGCCCCCUCCGGGGGGGGAGGACCGGGACCGGGAGCGAAUUCCCCUAACUCCCUCAACCCUUCCCCCUCACCUGGCCCGAGUGUGAGGAGAAGGGCCCGGCCCGCGUUGUGCGUGAGGAGGACACGGGUCGGCCCACGGGCCGUCUUGGGCCUUGUCCGGCCCGCUGGGUGUGUGAAGACAGGGCCCCGGUGCGGCCGGGCCCGAGGGCGAGCCGAGGGGAGGGGCCUGGUCCGGCUCCGCCGGUGCGUGAGGACUGGGGCCCCGGCCCGGCGCUGCCGCCGCCGCCGCGAUGGCCCAGCAGCAGAUGACCAGCUCGCAGAAGGCCCUGAUGCUGGAGCUGAAAUCCCUGCAGGAGGAACCAGUGGAGGGUUUCCGGAUCACCCUGGUGGAUGAGUCCGACCUCUACAACUGGGAGGUUGCCAUCUUCGGACCCCCCAACACUCUCUACGAAGGCGGCUACUUCAAGGCGCAUAUUAAAUUUCCUAUUGACUACCCAUAUUCACCACCUACCUUCAGAUUCUUGACCAAAAUGUGGCACCCCAACAUUUAUGAGAAUGGAGACGUCUGCAUUUCAAUUCUCCAUCCACCUGUGGAUGACCCACAGAGUGGUGAACUGCCCUCCGAAAGGUGGAAUCCUACUCAGAAUGUCAGGACUAUACUGUUAAGUGUAAUCUCAUUGCUUAAUGAGCCCAACACCUUCUCCCCAGCCAAUGUGGAUGCUUCAGUUAUGUUCAGGAAAUGGAGGGACAGUAAAGGAAAAGACAAAGAAUAUGCUGAAAUCAUUAGGAAACAGGUUUCAGCCACUAAAGCUGAAGCAGAAAAGGAUGGAGUGAAAGUCCCCACAACCUUGGCGGAAUACUGCAUCAAAACUAAAGUGCCUUCCAAUGACAACAGCUCAGAUUUGCUUUAUGACUUGUAUGACGACGACAUUGAUGAUGAAGAUGAGGAGGAAGAAGAUGCCGACUGUUACGACGAUGAUGAUUCUGGGAAUGAGGAGUCGUGACGUGCUUCUUCGAGAAGCCCCUGUACUGCCCUGCCGUCUCAGGCCAAAGGGAGGGGAGCAAGUGGGGACCAAGCAGUGGCCCCUCAGCAAAAACCUAUCACAGGGGGUGGGGAAAACAAACACGGCUCCUGCUGACUCCCCUUAUGGAUCUCAGUUUGCUCCUUUUUAUGGACCUCUUAAUGGAGAGAAGGUAAUCCUCCACAGAAUGUCUGAAUUCUUUCAUUGUUUAACCUUCCAUCACUGUAUUGAUUUUUUUUUUCCUUUAAACCCAAACCCCUGCCUCACUUCGUCUCCACAAAGUGUUCACAGCAAAACACGUUUGGUCUGUUUUUAGAUUCUUAAAGAAUUAAAUAGUCUUUCAUCAAGACGUUUAUGUGAUUAAAGCUGGGAACCCAUUGGGAGUUCACAAGUGCUGCAUAUGCUGGGUAGCAAAAGAAAAUGGAAAAAAAAAAAAAAACCCCGCGUAAAAAUCCCACAAAACAAACUUUAGGAAAAAAUUGCCAAGGUUUAGCUGCUCCAUUUACAUUAGUGUGUGUGCAUUUGUUCAGCCCCAUGGUGGUGAAUUUUAUUUCUCUUUCUAAAGUCUGGGGUACAGUGGGCAUCAGGGACUCUGUGCUAAGACUGAUGAAAUGUGUUCCUAAGGGCACAGAGCCCCUUCAGCUUCCAGGAAAUCAUCCUAACACAGAGGCCUCCGCUAUUCUGAGGAAAGAAAUCAGAUUUUGGUUUUUGAAAUCGAUUGGGAUCUAAAGCUUGAAAUAAAUAUUGAUACUUUACAUAGAACUGAGCACUUGAUUGCUAUUUAUUUUAAGGGCAGAGUUCUUCCCCCACCCCUAAGGAGUGGGGCAAGAGUGGGGAUUAGUGUGUGUGAACUCUUAGUGAUGGCAACAAAGAGUUAAAAAUCACUAUGCCAAUUUUGGUUGAUGCUGCUGGGGGAAAAAAGUAAAAACUACUGGUGACCACUGUUGGGAGAGAAAACAUGUUUUAUAUAUUUAACAAGGCCUUUCCCUCAAAAAAAUACACUCUCACCAUGAGGACUUUUUUUUUUAAGUAGCCAGUUUUAAUUACUCAGUAUUAAUGCUAGGUGCAUGUAUUAAGAUUUUGGUUUUCAUUGAGCUAGUGUAACUGUGGAUAUAUGUGAGACAUGCGUGACCGGUUACCUUUCCUCAUUGGAUGUGACCUGGACUUUGCUCUCCUUUCAAUGUACUCUGGCUGUGGAGUGCAAGCAGAAGUUGUGCAUGGAGCUUGCCCUGGGCUUCCUUUGACUCUCCUGGGAGGGCCAAGGGAGUUGGCUGCAGGCAGUGUCUGGAUGAUGCUAGAGCUUCCUGCCAUGCAAUUGCUGCAGCUUUGAUUUUUCCCGGUGUGAAUCAUGUGUUUUUCAAUCAAUUCUGAGAUCCAUCAGCCUUCACCAACCAGGGACUUCAGAACUGGGCGGUGAGUUUUGUUUCUUAUGGGAGUUGGCCAGUUCAUACAAGAGCAGUUUUCUUUCAGUGGGAAAAAUCGUUAAAAUGUAAAAUUACAGGUUUUGGAAGGAAAGUACAGCAAAGACUGAGUAUAAUCCUACUGCAGAUCCCUGUGCACUAGUGUCAGCUCCUUUUCUUCAGAUCUUUAGCUCAGAAAGAACAAAAGGGUUGAUGAAGGACAGGGUAGGAUGGAUCCUAGGACAGAGUAGGUGAUGCUUACUUCCUUAGCUCCUCCUUCCUUUCUGAUCUCAGGGUUUUCAUUCGCUCUUCAAACUCUCCAAAUGUUUGCUGACUAAUUCCCAGCAACUCUCUCUGGCCUCUGAAGUUUGGUCUAGUACUAAGUGAGAACAUUUAACGUGCUAAGGUUUCAAAUGGGACAGUAUUGAGUCUGAUCCCAGAUUCUGUCCAGUCCCCGUGGGGCCAGGGCUACUUGCACCCCUGAAUUUAGUGACUCCAGUCAGAUUCAGAAAACAAUUCUUUGUGACAAAACAGACUGCAAACUCUCAUAAGAAGGAUAGUGGGACUUCCCGCACUCCUUAAGUAAUGCUUCCAAAUAACCAGCAAACCUUCUGGAGCCCCAAGUCUCAUAAUGCUGAUUACCCCCUACCAGCCACCCCCAAAUACGCGCGCGUGCACGUGCGCACACAUGUACACACACACGUUUACAGCUGGUAGCUUGGUCUUAAUUCUCUCAGAGCCCUAUAAUUAAGCUCUUCCCUUACUGCUAAAGCAUUUCUUUCCCAGGGCAGGCCAGGCACCUUGGCAUUUGUGGGAGGUGCUAUACUACUCAGCCCUGUCCCAUUAGGCCCUGUUGGCCUGUUGCACGUUGACUCAGGGAGCCAGAGAGCCAGUGGAGGUUGUACCUCUCAGCCCCUUGGGAUGUUACUAUUUAGGGCUGGGUUUGCCUCUGAUUAGGAGUACAAUCAGAAAAGACUGGGGUAUGUUGAUUUGCUAGCAGGUAGACACACUUUCUGACAGCUCACACUGAUUUGUAAAACCCAGAUGCUGGUUCCAGAGCUCUGUCUUGAGCAUACAUCCUGUGGCAAAAGAAAACUUGAGCUUGUAAAUUUCUCUUUUAGGAGUGGAGAUCUCAGGCUAGAACUUUGUGCUGAUUUGGUAUAAUAAGCUCAAAAGUCCUGCAUUUUUAGAUUCCUUUUGAUUCUAGUGGAGGCCUCUCUGGGUGCUCUUCAGGUCUGUGUUUUUUUGAGGCUGGGUGGAGAAAAUAUAUCAUGAUUCCGUUGUUGCUUCUCAAAGUCUUCCCCUUUCUAUUUCACAUCAUUCCGGAGUUCUUUUCUAUUAGCCAGACGGGUUUUUUUUGGUUUUGUUUUUUUGGGGUAGCAUAUUCUUUCCUCUUCCCUGGUAAUUAUUUGCUUCUUUAUUGCUAUUUCCUUAUUUUUGGGGACACUUAUAGUAAGACAUUGAAGGGGAAAAUGUGUAGAUCUCUACUGAAAAUUAACUCUCCACCCCUCCCAUCCUGAUUUUUUAAAAAAAAGGUUUACAUUUACAAAAAGAUUCAGAUGCAAUUUUCAACUAUUCUAAAACCAGCAGGUCACACCUGACUUUAAUAGUUUUCUUAGCUGAAAUUAUAGGUGUUUUUCUUCAGUUUAACUUAUGAGAAAAGAUUAUCUGAUGCAUUUUGUGUUGAACUUCCCCUUUAGUGGUUUAUUUUGUCUUUUUUCUGCCCAUCUGUCUACUAAUAAAAUGUGAAAUAAAAUAUACCUGUAUUGCUACUUCCCCAUGGGAUGACCCU
This is a messenger RNA of Pteronotus mesoamericanus, 4342 nucleotides long. RefSeq names its product ubiquitin conjugating enzyme E2 R2 (gene UBE2R2). Gene Ontology annotation, biological process: protein polyubiquitination; ubiquitin-dependent protein catabolic process. NCBI's taxonomy places the organism in Eukaryota, Metazoa, Chordata, Mammalia, Chiroptera, Mormoopidae. Bases 419 to 1132 code for a protein of 237 amino acids. The record is from RefSeq and is a predicted model, not a curated record. Gene Ontology annotation, molecular function: ubiquitin conjugating enzyme activity. The transcript has 5 exons.